Messenger RNA from Porites evermanni, 639 nucleotides. NCBI's taxonomy places the organism in Eukaryota, Metazoa, Cnidaria, Anthozoa, Scleractinia, Poritidae. The record is from the annotation of a GenBank genome assembly.
AUGGCUGUUGGAGAUGUCAUCGUUGGAGUGAUCGGUGUGAUGCAUAUAAUUCUGGAAGUUUUGGUUCUCAUCAGUUCAGGAAACGAAUUCACUCUUCUUUGCGGAGUCUUAAAUGGAAUCGUGUUGUUUAGUGCGUCAAUUUCCAUCUAUACCAUGGCCGUGUUGGCUUACGAUCGAUAUCUAAGCGUCGUUAAACCGAUGGAAAGGCGGACACGACUUACAAAAGGUAAACUCAAAUACAUUUUUGCAGUCAUAUGGGCUUUCUCAUUUACCAUUCUCGUUCCAUGUUUGUAUUUUAUCCAAAACUACGAGUUUAGAACAGAACAGACAGAACAACUUAUCUGUUGGAAUACGCUACCGCAGAGAGAAUUUCCUCUUGCCUACAGGAUAACUCUUUUCACGCUAAUGUAUUUCAUACCGAUGUUUAUAACUCUAUAUUUUUUUGGAAAAAUCUUCAUUCAUCUUUGGAUGCGUAAACACGACGAAAAAAGUCCUUCAACAAACCAAGUGCUUCUACAAUCGCGGAAGCGAGUUACAAAAAUCCUUGGCAGUGUUAUUCUGCUUUUCAAUAUAUGUUGGCUUCCAUGGUUUGUUUUCUGUUCCUUUGGGGUACUCGAGCAUUCUCAAGUACUGGAAUAA